AGAAAUUAAUAGGUUAUUAUAUCUAUGAUUCCAUCGAACAUAAAGAAACAAAAAUAUUUCUGAUUUUGUUCGAUAUUUUCCCGCUUUCUUGCAAAUGAAUACUACGAAAAAGUGAAAAACGCAGAUAAUCAAGUUAGGAUACCUGCUAGAUAGCAGAAUUACUGAUGCUGGAUGGAUCUCAAAGAUUUCCGGUUUAAAAAAAUGCCCAAGUUAAGAAGCAGAAAGAGUCCGAAGACUGUAGAACAAUCACCACUUAAAAACGAAAUAAACUGCUCUACUCCGAAUUCAAAUGAAGAACAUGAAGUUAAACCUAGUGCCUGUAUAAUUAAAUCAGAACCACUAGGCGAUUUACAACAGGAUAGUGAUUCAGUAACAUUUAAAAAUAAAGUAGACAUCAAAAUUCCUGAAGUGAAAAUUGAAACAACGGAUAUUGAAGAUUUGGGACAAUAUCCCGAUUCUAAAAUGAAACUACAAAGAGUACCUCUUCACUGGGAGGAUGUUCUGAAAAAUCUGAGGGAAAUGCGUAAAAAAUUUGACGCUCCUGUGGAUACCAUGGGAUGCGAUAAAUGUCACGAUGAUUCUGCUAAUCCAGAAGUACAAAGAUAUCAACAGUUACUCUCACUUAUGCUGAGUAGUCAAACUAAGGAUCAAGUUACUUUUGCUGCUAUGGAAAAAUUACGGCAACAUGGGUGUACCAUUGAGAAUAUACUUCAAACUUCCGAUGAAAAUUUGGGCAAAUUGAUUUAUCCUGUUGGAUUCUGGAAGAGUAAAGUGAAAUAUAUAAAGAAGACGACAUUAAUGUUGAAAGAACAAUAUAAUAGUGAUAUACCAAAUACUGUGAAGGAACUAUGUAAAUUACCUGGUGUGGGACCAAAAAUGGCUCAUAUAUGUAUGAAAACCGCAUGGGGAGAAGUCACUGGGAUAGGAGUGGAUACUCAUGUUCACAGAAUUUCCAACAGACUAGGCUGGGUUAACUCAAAGACUCCAGAAGAAACAAGGAAGGCGUUAGAAAAUUGGAUGCCGCAGGAGCUCUGGAGUGAAGUGAACCACCUAUUAGUAGGUUUUGGCCAACAGAUAUGUAAACCUGUUAAGCCUCAAUGUCCUACCUGCCUCAAUUAUACAAUAUGCCCAUAUGGCACUAAGUAUGUGGCUGAUGAAAUAAAACCUUCAAAAUCACCAAGGAAGAAAGUGAAGACAUGAAUUAAUGUCAAGUAAAACAUCAAUUUUUUAUUUUAUGUUUUGUGAUUUUUUCUCUAUUGUAGAUA
Coccinella septempunctata (seven-spotted ladybird) is the source of this 1265-nucleotide messenger RNA. It is a transcript of the gene Nthl1, whose product is annotated as endonuclease III-like protein 1. The record is from RefSeq and is a predicted model, not a curated record. Gene Ontology annotation, molecular function: oxidized pyrimidine nucleobase lesion DNA N-glycosylase activity; DNA-(apurinic or apyrimidinic site) endonuclease activity; DNA binding. Gene Ontology annotation, cellular component: nucleus. Gene Ontology annotation, biological process: base-excision repair; base-excision repair, AP site formation; nucleotide-excision repair. The transcript has 3 exons. The coding region runs from base 172 to 1200 and encodes 342 amino acids. NCBI's taxonomy places the organism in Eukaryota, Metazoa, Arthropoda, Insecta, Coleoptera, Coccinellidae.